CUGUGCGCCGCCGAUCAACAAGUUUCGACAAGUUGCAGUGGGCAACCCUAGUGCCGACUUGGCCCCUUCCUGUCUGCUUCUAUUCUAUUCUACCUCUACUCUUCGUUUCCGUGAGUGUUUCUUCAGUGUUAGUUCGACCCUUUCCGUAUCUCGCGCUUCGACCCGAAACUCGCCGCAACAAAGUUUUAGUGAAUCAAGUGUCUCCUCAAACGACCUUCCCAGCCGAUCUUCAAGUGUUCGAAGUGCUUCGCCUCUACAGGUUGUUCCGUUUUGACCAUGUCUACCUCCACCGGUCGUUGCUCACUAUGAAUUUUACAAACCCUACCGCAACACCUGUUGACUAAUCGAUACUGAAAUCUCUUCGUUCUUCUCGCUUCUUCGCAAUGAUCUAUUGAAUUUACAAGUGCAACGAAGCAAUACAGUGCCGAAAGUAUACAAAUGUUUCGUUCGCAUUAAAGUUUUUGUUUUUACGUGCCACUAACCGGGAAGGAUGCCUCGUUGCUACAUGGUGAAGAAAGCCUGCAAUAAGUACCAGACUCCUGCUAGGGACAGUGUCUGGUCUCCCCCUCCCCCCGUGCCGACGCCAAGUCACGAGGAUAAUCGAACGCCGCCAGACAGAAAUAUGGGCUACAUGCAGGAGUUCAUACCCGAGGAGCGGUGCAGGGAGGUGCUCGGUCAUGACGGAGGAAUUCCUAUCUUCCGUAUGAGGAGUGUGGAAGAGACCGAGGCUGCUCACGACCUCCUGGAGCUGUCAAGAUCACUGCCUCCCCUGCCUGCACCCGGCGUGGUCACCGUGCCGUCAGAGCCUGUACCCGUCACCGUCACCGUCCAGGAGCCAGUCCCAGUCUACCACAUAUACGAGCCUCACUACCCCGCCCCUCCACCACAGCCUCCCCUCACCCCUCCUACCUCAGAGUACUCCUCCGACGCCGAGAACAACAACCCUAACCCUCAGGCCACCGAGAACUCUCAAACCGCCAACUCGGCCGUCAUUUACACCUACGACGCCUUACUGGUGUCGGACGGGAGAUCCAAGAACAAAAACACCAAAAAAUGUGCUCCAUUAAGUCCGUCCUCGUCCGAAGACAGCGUUUCUACCGAGGUAGAAGAAGUGAAGACGGGUAGGUACACCUGCAGCGAGUGCGGCAAACAGUACGCCACAUCGUCCAACCUGUCGAGGCACAAACAGACACACCGGAGUCUCGACUCUCAGGCGGCCAAGAAGUGCAUGACCUGCGGCAAGGCGUACGUGAGCAUGCCGGCCCUCGCCAUGCACCUGCUGACCCACAAGCUGACCCACGGCUGCGGCAUCUGCGGCAAACUCUUCUCCAGACCGUGGCUGCUGCAGGGACAUCUCCGGUCACACACGGGGGAGAAGCCGUACGGGUGCGCUCACUGCGGGAAGAGCUUCGCCGACAGAUCCAACCUGCGCGCUCACAUGCAGACGCACUCACUCGACAAGAACUUCGAGUGUACCAGGUGUCACAAGUCCUUCGCUCUCAAGUCCUACCUCAACAAGCAUCUGGAGUCCGCGUGUCUCAAGGACGACGACGGACCCUCUCAAGGACACUUCAUAGACGUUGAGUAGCAUCAAAGGACCUUUUCAGUGAUUCAGUUCGCCGGUGUUCUUCCCGAUAAAGUUAAGGCGGACAGCGAAUCACUCGAAAAGAACGUCUCCUCGACAUAAACAUUUGCAAUUCCUCGAACGACUUUAAAAGAACUUUCUCGAAAAGAUUAGUUUCUUACACGGUGCUACGGUUAACUCCAGUGUAACAGUCCAAGGUUAUUAAAUAUUUAGUAAUUCCUAAUGCAUGUGAUAUGAUCGGAGUUAUUAACAUAUUACUCUAUACAGAUAUACUCUAGAGCUACGUGUAUAUAUUUUUUUAGUACCAGUAAACGUAAUUGAUUUUGAACCUGAAAAGAAAAGAAUCGCGAUUGUAUUUGAAUUUAUUAUGAAACGUGUUGAAUAACAAAAUACUCAUUAUAUUUUGCACUGUUAAAAUACGAACGUACACAUAUCAAAAAGAAAAUGAGACGAAAUAAAGCCCAGUAACAAUUUCUUUGCCGUUUUGUGUAAUUUACAAGUACUCGACGUCGUAUUUUGUGGAAAACGUCAUUUACAUUAAAAAGCUCAAACUACAUUGUGAAGAUAGUGAUUCUCGGUUAUAGGGGCCUUAUUUCUAAAUCCUGCAAACCUCUCAUCUUUCUUCAAGAAAUAAAACGAUAUCACUCAAGCUCCACCUGUCCUGUUCGAGUAUCAUUUCAUUGUGUCAAUUUGUUGUCAAAGAGUAUUUUCACUUACUAUUGUGAUGAUCUAUACUACGAUCGUGUGCUUUUAACAUGUUGAAGAUUCUCAUUGUUGACGUGGCUCGAGCUUGCGUUGAACCAAUUAAUUAUAUAAAGUUAACGAUGGUGUAGAAUGUAUCAUCUAUUCAAGAAGCUUUAUAGGUAUCUUACCGUAGAAGUACAUAGUUGAUAUUCGAAUUUGUUCUGACAACGAUAUUAGUAGAGAUUUUAGACGACCCGUUAGUAGAUUCAACUAGAUUUUUACAUGUCGAUGAAAGUUUUGAUAUUUUUCAAGUCAUGACGUAAUUACUUAGCCUAUUUACCUGCUCAAAAUAUCGUUUAUCACCAAGAUAUAAUACCUUAUAGAGUAUAUGCAUUCGGUAUGUAAUAUUUGAUAGACUGUAUUACUAGUGUAGGUAUUUUUGGAUAACACAGACGAUGUAAAGUGAUGAUAGAGUAGAUCCUGUACUUAAAACUUUGUGUUUUGUAUAUAUCUAGCGUUCAUUCCUCUCAUAGCGAUUAUAAGAUAAUUAUCUUUUUGAAACCGCUUUUAUUGAAUAAAAUAUUUUGUGAUAAAUGAGCGACUUUAUGAAAUAGACUCUCAUUGAAAUAAAUGAUAAUAUUUAAGGACUAUUAUUGUUUACGAAUUUAUUUGCUAAUGUUUAUUAGCGCUUUGCUUGGAGCAACGACAUUAUUUCAUUGAUAGUUUCAUAUUGGCUGUCAUACGUGUAGAAGUGUUUAUAUCUGAAUGUGGGAGAGUCGACAAAGUCUCGUUUUGGUUUCCAAAACUCUUUUCAUUUCUUUAUGUUCAUAUUAUAUAUACAUUGAUGCAAGUACUUGUGUAUGGACGCAUUUGAUUUAUUUUUAGCCUGUUCAGUUACCAUUUAUUUACAUUAUUACUUGUCCUAUUCGUCGACUCUUCUAGUAGACCGAUCCGGAGGUAUUUGAGCAAUAAGGUAGUGGUAGUAAACGUUUGCUCAGAUCCCGUAAGCUAGACAAUAUAGUGCGACUCCAUUUACAAUUAGAUACAUUCAAAUGUGCGCCAUUUUACUUUUAGACCAUUGCUACUCUUCUGAGUUCAAACGCUUGCCUACGCUGCUUGAAAAUAUUUGAAAGGUUUUUUUUGACAACUUGUUAUCUAUGAGAACACCUCCAUGUUUAAGAUUUUGAAAAGCAUUACCUACGUAAACGUAAAUUAUUUUUUAUUUUUGCCUGGUUGCCAAUAAUAUUUUUACUAAUUGUGAUUUCAUGUAUAUUUUAACAAGUAACUCAUCAGUAUGGUUUUGAAAUUCAAUUUUUGAUUUAUAUUGUAUAAUUGGUUAGAUCUUAUGUAAAAGUAAUAGUUUUGUAUAAUUUACCAUUUCGAAUGAUUAAACUUUGUAAAACGUUGUAAUAGUACAUUUUUAAACUUAAGAUUUUUCCAGAUAUUUUGUAACUUUAUAGAAUAUAGAGUAGAUUCGCAUGGUUAGAAACAAAAGAAUUUACCAGCUCUGUAAACACCAAUGGAAAUUAUUUUUAAUUCAUACAUUAUAUAUACUCAGAGGUUACGACACAAUGUUGUUAUAGCGACUUGUGAGAAAGGUAAAAUAAUGGCAAUAAAAUAGCAAUAUUAUGUA
This is a messenger RNA of Macrosteles quadrilineatus (aster leafhopper), 3902 nucleotides long. Its product is annotated as transcriptional repressor scratch 2-like. Gene Ontology annotation, molecular function: DNA-binding transcription factor activity; RNA polymerase II cis-regulatory region sequence-specific DNA binding. Gene Ontology annotation, biological process: regulation of transcription by RNA polymerase II. Lineage: Eukaryota; Metazoa; Arthropoda; Insecta; Hemiptera; Cicadellidae. The record is from RefSeq and is a predicted model, not a curated record. The coding region runs from base 491 to 1588 and encodes 365 amino acids. The transcript is spliced from 3 exons.